Messenger RNA from Cyclocybe aegerita, 972 nucleotides. The record is from the annotation of a GenBank genome assembly. Lineage: Eukaryota; Fungi; Basidiomycota; Agaricomycetes; Agaricales; Hemipholiotaceae.
AUGGAAGAGGGACUCAACCAAGUCGAGCAUGAGCACAUCUCGACUUCUCUGGAAGUGGAGCAGAUCGAGAUGAACCUCUUUCGCUCGAAAUCCUUGUGGCUACCCCUGCGUGCUAGAGGUGUCUUUGGAGGACAAGUCAUCAGUCAAGCUUUAGUCUCAGCGACGAGCUGCGUUCGCUCCGAGUUUGCAUUGCAUUCCCUGCACUGUUACUUCCUGACGAGCGCCUCCCCAUCCACUCCCAUCGUCUACAGUGUCGAACGCCUGCGGGAGGGCAAGUCGUAUGUAACGCGAUCGGUCAAGGCCGUGCAAAACGGCCGCAUAAUCUUCAUCAUGCUCUGCUCGUUCCAGAAGCCGGAGCCAUGGCAGCCGACCCACCAGUGGUCGAUGCCGGACGUGCCAGCUCCAGAGCAGUGUGAGGACGAGGAGGCCGUCUAUAUGCGCAUCAUCCAGGACCCGAAGAGCCACCCAGCUUUGGUCCAGUUCUUCCAGGACCAGCUGACGGAACGAGCACGCAGCCCAAUCGCCAUCAAGUCAGCCAAAGCACACCAAGAGGCCGAAGGCGGCCGCAUCGUACGGUAUUCAUACUGGAUGAAGGCGCGCGACAUCCCCGAGUACGAGGCACCAUUCCAGAAGUGCAUUCUCUCUUAUGCUUCCGAUAUGCAUUUCAUCGGGACAGCAUCUCGGAUAAUGGGACUGCGACGUGGAGGAAAGGGUGCAGAAUCAUUGAGCAUGCUCUCCACGCUUGACCACUCAAUCUGGUUUUACAACAAUGACUUCCAUGCCGGAGAUUGGCUGCUCUACGAGAUUGACUGCCCACGCGCAGCCUCUGGCCGUGCUAUUGUGCACGGACGAAUGUACACCCGCGACGGAAAGCUCGUGGCAGUGACCUCACAGGAAGGCGUAGUCCGCGCCAAUAUCAAGGAUCCGGCGCUUCAAGAGGCGCCCGAGAAGAAGGCGCAGCCAAAGCUGUAG